Messenger RNA from Colletotrichum chrysophilum, 939 nucleotides. RefSeq lists its product as uncharacterized. The record is from RefSeq and is a predicted model, not a curated record. The coding region runs from base 1 to 939 and encodes 312 amino acids. NCBI's taxonomy places the organism in Eukaryota, Fungi, Ascomycota, Sordariomycetes, Glomerellales, Glomerellaceae. The transcript has 3 exons.
AUGCGCGGUCUAGGAGCUGUCGCCGCGCUCGCCGCGUCAUUAUCAACGAUAUCUAAAGCCCAAAGCCUCGACGACUUCGCCUCCCCUCCGAAUAUCUACCGCCCCAAGUUCAGAGAUUGCUCCCUUAAGCAUAUCCAAAGCUCAUUAUGCCAAAGACUCCCUGAUGCCGAAGUCGACAUCGAAGCAGUCACACGCGACGUGGCCGAAAUAGCCUCCGUCGGCGCCAGCGGCGUUGACUUUCUACCCUACUACCAGAUCCGCUCGCCCUCAGCAAACUGGUCCACCUACGGCUACGGCAUCAACGCGUCUCGCGCCGUCUUCCGCACGGCGAUGCAAGCGGCUGCAAAUAAUGACCUCUUCGACUUUUCAAUUGGCGCGAACCAGGGGCAGGGCGUGCCCUCGGAGCCGGGGAGCGUUGGGCUAGCGCUGGAGUUGGCAUAUGUCAACGUCACAGUCAUGCCAGGCCACGCAUUCAACGGCAGCCUCCCACUCUCAACCCAGCCUGCGAGCCCUUCUCUGCACCUCUUCAUGCACCCCUGCGAGGAAUUUGGGCAGCAGAAUUUGUCCUUCGUUCUAGCCGUCGAACAAACAACCGCAUCAAACGCUUCAUCCACCGCCGUCAACCUUGGCCGCGUCAUAGACAUCACCGCCUCAGUCGAAAAAUCCACGAGAUUAGUCUUAUGGACACCGCCCAAAGACUCCCAGAACACAAGGAGUAUAAUGGCAUGGUACACACGCUACACCAAACAGCGCUCCAUCGACGCCGCGCCCGACGCUGUGUCGUGGUUGCAGAACGGGUCCUGGGUCACAGACCACUUCAGCGCCGCGGGGGCGAAGAAGUUGACGGACUUCUUUGACGAGUAUAUCAUCCCUGAAGAGGAAGAUAAAAAGCUCCUCGCUCGCGUGGGGAAAUAUGGCAUGUGGACUUCAACCCCAUAA